Messenger RNA from Hydractinia symbiolongicarpus, 2284 nucleotides. RefSeq lists its product as uncharacterized. NCBI's taxonomy places the organism in Eukaryota, Metazoa, Cnidaria, Hydrozoa, Anthoathecata, Hydractiniidae. The transcript has 5 exons. Bases 1 to 966 code for a protein of 321 amino acids. The record is from RefSeq and is a predicted model, not a curated record.
AUGAACGCUCAUAUUGCGUCAGAUUUGAUUAUUUUAAUUCAGCUGAGUGCAAAACAUUUAGUUACGAGCCCUAUAACACAAGCUCUGGUGAAAAAACGAAAGAGGAAAAAACCGCGAAAUAUUAGUAUGCUAACUUUUGAUUGUGAAAUAAAGGCUGUUGAAUUGAUUAAAACUAAGCUAUGGUUCUGGCAUGUUCCGGCACAUUUGACCAAGUUAUCUUUCGAUGUGACGCAAAACAUCUACAUGUCGUCGUAUUUUUGUUUGUUACGAUAUUUAAUAACCAUGAUCACCAUUGAUUUGUCGCUAAUUUCGGUAACAUCGUUAAUUAUUGAUCGAAAGGAUAAAAUCGUUAAACAACCGUUUGGGAUUCGCUCAUAUAUCCGAAAAGAUAACUUAAAGACGUGCAUAACGAUAUGUAUUUUCGUGACUUUAAUACCUAACUUAAUAAUGACUUCUGUAUACUUAUACAUCUUGGAACAUGAUAGUAUAUUGCCUUGCCAGAAGGAGAUAAACGAUAGUAAAACCCACCUUGUAUUGCCAAUCGUUGAGAGCAUCAAAAAAAUAUCUGUUGCAGCUCCAUCAUUAACAUUGAUGAUACGAGCCAUAGCUGAGCUCCGAAGGAAAAUCAAAGAAAGGAACGAUCAUUCUAUACGUAUGAAGAAAGCGUUAAAGAAAAUUAAUGCUACGUAUUUUUAUGCUGUGGCUUUUCUUGUUUUUUGGGCUCCAUUUGGGUGCAUGGCAAUUUCAUCAGGUAGUAUUAAAAUGGAGUUCUAUAAUGCAUGGUUUAAUAUUGGGUACAGUAUUUCAUAUGGUUACUUACUUGCUAUUCCAGUGGUAUGUGCAAUUACUGAUAGACACUUUAAUUUGAGAAGAACAUUUUCAAGUGUACCCUCUCCUUCACACGUGUUACAAAAUACAAAUACUGUUUUUACCUUAAAAGUGCAAGAGUCUUCACAUCCGGGGUGAAUUUUGCAAAACGAAUGUUUUUACUUCUGUUAAAUACGGUGGCCUUAUUUUCUGUAUCUCGGAUUGGAGACAUGGUUUUGGUGUACGCUGUCUGGUAUGUUUUCGUCGUCAAUGCAAUUUUAUACUGUAGCCUUUAGAUUUGGAGUGCAUUUUAGCCAAUAUAGAGGGUUAAAAUUUACAUUUUUUUUUGCUUUACAAAAGAAGACCCGCAAAUUUUCAAGCCCAUUCUUUUUACUAAAAACAUUGCUGCUGCACCUGCCCGUUUUUAACAAAAAUUUUGUGGGUUAACUAAAGCUUGCUUCCAAUAGCCUAAAGUAGUGGGCAACAGUUGCAUAAUAGUCACCGUUAUGACUUUAUUGGAAACACAAGCAGUAAAACAAAGAGGUGCAAGAAAUGUUGCCCAAAAAAUUUUGCGGAGAUCAAAUUUUUAACAAUUGCAUUAUUCAACAAUUCUGGAAUCUAUAUUAUAAUAGCCGUAUACGUCUGUCUGUUUGUCACGCAAAAUGGUAGCUUAGCUGCGCAAUAGCGAGAAGCACGCAAUGCGGUAUAAAAAGGACGGGCGAACCCGUGUAUUUUCCACGGGCUAACGACUAGUUUAUUCUAAAUUAAGCUUAUUAUUCGACUAGGUCCCGCUUUCGAGAAUGCACUGCCUUUGUGCAAACCCAGAACACAUGACUGUAGCAAAUACAACUGACAAGCGCUUUUUUUAAACAUUAUAAAGUAGAAAAAGUGUUCAACGCUGGUUAUAUUUAUACCUUAACUAAUUUAAUAGAAGCCACAUUUUCUUCCUGAAGAUUAUUAAUGAGGCUUCAUUCUCUAUAACUUAAUACUGAAAUUAACACAGCUACUCGGCGUAAUAUUCGAAACGUUUCAUUCGCAAUCUAUCAUUAUACACUCCUUGUUGCUAAGUAUUAAUAGCUUGGAAGAGAAUAUGGCUUUUAUUAAAUUUGCUGAAGGUUUCAAUAUGACCCGCGUUAAAAUUAGAAGUUGUCGAGACGGAUUAGUUUAAUGUUUUAUAAGGAAUCCUUUUUCCAAGUUCCUUUCCCUUCUGCCCGUUUUUUUAAACAAAAUCUAAGUAUCCUGCAAAAGGGGAUGCAAAAAAUAUAUCUAAUAUGAUCUUACUGGGUAAAAUCUUACUGGCUGGGAUAUGAACCUGGUAAAACGGACAAUUUUUCUUUUAUAAAAUAUAUUAACGUUAUUCACGCUCAUAUUAUCACAUUUAUAAAAAAAUAUUAUUUUUACGCAAUAUAGAAUUAUAUUUAUUCUUCGUAACUAAUGUGUUAAUAUAAUAGUUCAUAUAUGAGAAAUUUGACUUGAA